Paramecium sonneborni is the source of this 3667-nucleotide messenger RNA. The record is from the annotation of a GenBank genome assembly. NCBI's taxonomy places the organism in Eukaryota, Ciliophora, Oligohymenophorea, Peniculida, Parameciidae.
AUGGAUGUUUGGCGCUAGAUUGGUACUCAAAAACUUUUAGAUAUUGAAGCAGUUCUAGAAACAUUUAAUAAUACUAAUACUUCAGAUUAGUAAGCAUAUAGCAAUUGCUUAGCUUUUAUGAAAUUAUUAAAGUAAUCUGAUCUAUUUGAACAAAUUAAGAAUCUUUAUAGUGAUCGUUAUUUUUGUCAACAAUUAUCACAAUCUCAAUUUGAUAACUUUCUUCGAUUCACAAUCAAAUCUGUUUAAUUAUAUUAAGGGAAAGAUGAAGAUUUUGUAGAUGGAAUAAAUUUACUUCAAGAUUAUUUUUUAAAUUUUAAUACCAAUCAAUUUUGUUUUGCUUUAUUAUCCAAUAAGAAAUUAUUAGAAAAACAUCCCAAAAUUAUGUUAAAUAUCUUUUCAAAAGCCAUCAUUUAAGAAGAUCAAAUAUUAUUGAACAAAAUUAUAUAGUUGUUAGGGUAAAAACAAUUAAAAUCCUUUCAUCAUCAAUUUCUCAUUGAUUUAAUUUAAAUUGAUCUCUCAAACAAAUAAUCAUUUAGAAACUAUUCUGAAAAGCUAUUUGAUGCACUUAUUGCUAAUACUAUUUAAGAAUAACAAUUAAAAAUCCUUAAUUUAACAUUCCAAGAUAUCAUUUUAGCUUUUAAAAGAUUAAUCAAAUGGGAUUAUGUUAAUUAUAAAUUUAUACCUUGGAAAUUAGAUAAUUAUAUGAUGAAUUAAGAUAAAUCUUAGGAUCCAAAUAUUUUAAAAUUGAUAUUCUAUAUCAUGACAUCCUAAUAAUCACAUCUUUGGAUUAAUUGUGCACAUCUCACUAAAGCUAUUAAAUUAUAAUGGAAGACCAAUGACUUUGAAUUUAGAUUUUAAAGAAUUCUUAAGCUCCUUAGAAUUAAUAAUCAUCGUGAUCUUGAUUCAAGUUAUAGAAUGGGUUUUAAUGGUCUUGUUGGACAAAAAGUUGAUUCAUUUAGAUUAGCUUAAGAUUUAGAAUUAAAUAUCAAAAAAGUAUAUAUUAUUUUUUUUACUUUUAUUUUUAGACUAUACAAGAAAGUGAUCAUCAAAUUAUCUAUCUAUAAUUGAUUAAAUAAGCCUUUAAAAGAGAACCAUUUUGCUUUAGCUAUUCAUUUAUCUAAUUCCUUCUUUAAUACAGAUAUGAAGAUAAACCAGAAUUGUAUUAACCAUAUUGGUCAUUAGUAUCAAAAAUUUAUUCCUUUUUUUUCAUUCAAUUAUAUGAUCAAGAUAUUACUAAUGUUUUUGAUUUUUAAGGUAUGUUUGUUGAUGAAAAUGGAAAUACUAAGCUUACUACUAAAAUUGGAAUUUAAAAGAAAAAUGCAAGAAAUCUUGUUCCUUUUUUUUAAUAAUUGUAUUUUAUUUAUUCUGAUAUUUUUAUAGAAUUAUUAAUAGUUAGAGACUAAUGGAUAAUAUUUAUAAAAAAUUCUAUAAAUUAUUUUUAUCAGAAAAACAAAUGUUUUAUUUCUUUACCAAUAUAAUCUAUGAACCAUUAUAUUAAUAAAUAGAUUUUCAAUUUCCAGAAAAAUCAAAUUUAAAAGUAAACUCAAACACAUAGCUAUACUAUUUAUUUUCUGAAAUUUUAGAUUAAUUUUAGAAUACUAAAAAUGUGUUAUAGGAUUAUUUGACAGAAAUUUUUAAAUAACUAAAUUAGAAUUCCAAAGAAAAUGCAUUCAGAAUACUUUCAUAUUAUUAAAAAAUACACAAAAAAUAUUAAUCUGCUUAAAUCUCAGAUUAUUGUAUAGAUUUAAUUAAUAAAUCACAUGCCUUUAUGAUGUCAGAGAUAUUUUAAGGUAAAAAUGAAAUCUCUCAAUAAAUGAAUAUAUCUUAAAGUCAAAAUCUUAAAAAUAAUUUAUAAUAACUGUUGCAACUUUUUUAACCAUUUUCUGAUAAUAGAUGCAAAGAGCUAAAAUAAAUAUAAGAUAUAAUUUUGACAAAUUUUUCAGUAAUAUUAUUUUAUCUAAAUAGGUAAAUUAUAAUAUUAGUAUUGAUUCUUCAACUUCAAGAUGUUUCUUACUUUGUUUAUUAAAAGUCAAUAACAAAUUAUCUUAAUAAUAUUUUGAAAAACAAUUGAAUAAUCUCCUAUAACAAUUUGAGACUUUUUUCAUCAAUAACGGAUACUUGAAUUAAGAGAAGGCAGAGUAAUAAUUUUAGAAACUUUCAGAAUAGGAUGAAAAGGAGUAUUAUUUAAUAAUAUAUUAGUGAAGAUGGCUAAUACUUUUAAUCAAUUAUUGAAUAAAAAUCAGUAGCUGCAUAGACAUAAAUUCGAAACAAUCCUUUACUUAAACAACAGUUUUAAGUUUUAAUCUAUUUAUAAUUAUUAAACAUUUUAAUUUCUAACAUAAAUAGAUUUGAAUUUGAAGUUGAAGGAUUGAUUUCAAAUUUUAGAAGAAUAUUGACUCACCCUUAUGUGUCUGAUGAAUAUAUAAUAGAUAUAUGGAAUGAAAUCUAUUUAAUUAUGGAAUAGCUUAAUUCAUAAAGUUCUGAAAAAUGGUUGGAGUAGUUUUAAUAAAAGUUGAUGAAUAACAAUUUAAUUCAUUUAGAAUAGACUAUUUCAAUUACUACUACUUUAAUUUUAGCAAUAAUUGUGAAUCAAAAAUAUCUUCAAGCAAAAAAGAUUAGAGCUCAAAAAUUGAUUUAGCUUAUUAGUGAUUUAAAAAGUAAUAAUUAAAAGAAUUCAUUAUACAAAAUUAUACUAAGUAAUUUAGAAAAAUUAGAUUCUUCCCUUUGCAAUUAAAUAUUUUUUGAAAUGAAGGAUUAAUAAGUAAUUUAAGGAGGAACAUUUAAACUAUUAAGAUAGAUAUUAUAGGAACCAGAUAAUAUUGAUAAUUUUAAUUUAAUAAUCAAGGUAUUUUUAGGUUAACAAAUUCAUUAAAUAUAAAUUCCAAUUUUGUAAUUUAUAGCUGAAAAUAUGUUAAAAUUAGGAGUUAGAUAUCAAGUAUUAAUUUAAUUAGGAGCUUGUGGGAAAUCAGUUAAGACAAAAAAAUUUGCUAAGCAUUUAAUCAAGUAAUUUUAAUUAGCCUUAUUAUAAUGUAAAUAAUGAAAUUAUGUAAAGAUUAGGAUUUAGCAUAGUUUAUUUUGAUUAUAAAUUCUGUGGUGUAUUUAGCAUCAAUUUAAUCCAGAGAUCUUAAUUACUAAGGAACAUAUUGGUUAUUUCGAAAAGCACUUAAACACUUUUUCUAACCGAAAAUAAAAUCUAAUAAUAAGAAAUGCAGUUAAAUAAUUAACUUAAUAACAUAUUUCAUUGAAUAAAGUGUUUUCUUAACAACAGUAAAAUCAGAGUUUGAAUUUUCAUUUUCUGAAAAGUUGGAAAUGAAUAUUAAAAAAUUGCCAGAGUAAAUUUAAUAAUCAAAUAAAUCAAUUACAGAAUUUUGUGAUGUGAUAAGUGUAUUAUAAUAGUAUCUUAAUGAUGUAAUCUAAAAUGGAAAGAAAAAUUUUGAUAAUUUGAAAAAAGAUCAAAAUUAAUAAAAUAAUUUAGAGAUUUUUGAUUCAGUAUUAUUUUAAGUAUUUAAAUUUAAAAUUUUAGAUAAACCGAAAUUUAUCAAAAUAAAUAAUGAAAUCUAAAUAGCAAUAAAUAGUGAAUCCAUGUUAGAAUUUUGUAGAAUUAAAGUAAUCAUCUAAAAUGGAGAAGGUAACCAAGGGUCUUGAUAUUGAGAGAGAUACAAAAUGA